Melanotaenia boesemani (Boeseman's rainbowfish) is the source of this 2308-nucleotide messenger RNA. It is a transcript of the gene baiap2l2a, whose product is annotated as BAR/IMD domain containing adaptor protein 2 like 2a. The record is from RefSeq and is a predicted model, not a curated record. Lineage: Eukaryota; Metazoa; Chordata; Actinopteri; Atheriniformes; Melanotaeniidae. Gene Ontology annotation, cellular component: cytosol; nucleoplasm. The coding region runs from base 220 to 1542 and encodes 440 amino acids. The transcript is spliced from 15 exons. Gene Ontology annotation, biological process: positive regulation of actin filament polymerization; plasma membrane organization; actin filament bundle assembly. Gene Ontology annotation, molecular function: protein binding.
GUCCAGUGGACUGAGCCCAGGAUCCAAGGCUGGGCCAGCAGGCCACCAGGCAAUAGUGGUGUCGGUUACCGUCACACUGGGCUGUCUCCUCUGCUCAACUCCAGAUCCAGUCCCAAACCACUCACUUCUUUCAGAGGCUGCGCUGCACUGACUGGAUGGUUGAAGGCCUGAAAAGCUUCUCAAGGUUUUACUGUCUGCUGCAAUACUGUAGAAGUAAACAUGUCAGGAGUUAAUAGUGAUCAGCUGUUCCGCUCCACUUUGGGGAUUUACUCGAACUUGUCUGAUGAAUUCAACCCAAGUUUACAAAGACUGGUUCUACUGGGAAACAGCUUUGUCCAAGCGUUUAAGGCUCUCAUUGUCACAAGUGAAGAUUACUUCAGUGCACUUUCAAAGAUUGGAGAAAAAGCUUUCUACACCGUGUCCUCAAAAUCCCUCGGAGAUGUCCUGAUUCACAUCUCUGAGAGCCAACGAAGACUCACCUUGGAGCUGGAAGCAGUGUUCCACCAGUUCAGUCUGGAGGUUCUGAAGCAGAUGGACAACAACGUUAGACUGGACAAAGACUACAUAUCCAGCAGCAGGGUCCAGUAUGAAAUGGUGGUCCAAAAACAUGCAUCAGCUAUGGGGAGGAAUUCAAGGAGAGGAACCAGUCAGGACUCCAGUGAGUAUGUGCAAUUCCUCCGGGAGAGCUAUGGCGAGGCUUUAAAGGAAGAGGAGAGGCGAUACCGCUUCCUGGCUGAGAAACACUGCGGCCUGAUACAGUCAGUCGCCCGGCUCAUGAAUAAGACGGGAGGAACUCUCCAGCAGAAAGCUGAUGCCUGGACAGAGGAGAUCAAUGCCACCAGACGAUCUCAGAUCAGACAACCUGCUUCUCUGGAUAACACUGUGGGAAUAAGGGAGGAGGAAUUUAGAAGGAACCGAGAGGAGGUGCCCCUUGGAAACAUACCAUCAAGGGCCCCGUCUCCGCAGGGAAGCAUUUCUCGCUUCUCAGUGGACUCGGUGGGAGUUGGCAGUAGAGGAAAAUCAGUGAGGGCCAAACUGGCGCACCAGCCCGCUGACUCCAACCCCACCUUACUGCCCUUUAACAGGGGACAGAUAAUCACUGUGCUGGACCCACGGGCCAGGAACGGCUGGCUGUAUGGACGUGCUGACAGCAGCUCACGUCCUGGAUGGUUUCCAGCCUCCUUUGUGGAAGCGGUGGAUGAUCCUCCAGGCUCACCCAGCACCCGUCAUUCAACUCUCCGAAGCAGCAGCAGCAUGAGCAGCCUGCUGGACCAACCAGCAAAAAGCAGCCAAGCAGUAGCCCCACCCCCUCCACCACCUCCACCACCGCCUCAGUCUUUAUCCUCAAGUAAACCUUCGGAGAAUCGGUCAGUUGCAAAGACUGCUGAUAAAAGGACUGAGUCCUAUUCAGAGAACCCGCAGAAAUCAAAAGCACACGGACGACCAGAGCUCUUCCCAAGGGGCACCAAUCCAUUUGCUACAGUUAAGCUGAAGCCAACAACCACCAAUGACAGAUCGGCCCCUCGUCUACAUCGACGAUGACAUGUCAGCGCUGAAACAAAUGUUUUCAUUUAUCCUGGCAGUUCUUGACCUUGGAAGUAUAAGUUUAUUAUAAGUGGGGUUGUUGUCGGUGCAUCUGCCACAUUGCCUCUCUGUGUUAACACUUACAAACAGGACACGUUUGAGAAUCCUGCUACACCACUUUGCAUCAUCUAAAUUUUUGUUGCAUUAUAAACUCUUUGCAAAAUAGUGAGAACCAUUCAAAAAUAUUUUUAUGUGUUAUAAUAUUAGUCUUAUGAGAUCUGAAGUCCUCAUUCUUUUAUGUGAUAUUUGAUAUACUUCCUCUGCAAAGCUUCUGAACAUCUUUAGAUCUAUAAUGAACAGGCAUCAGAAAUGAUUUGAUAUGCACCAAAAUCUAUUUUCCAGUAGUCUGUGGUCUCGUGUAACACUCAGGGUUGGAUACUCAGUUUAUUGUAACUGAGUUAAUCAUCUUUUUUAAUGUUUUUAUAUUGUAUCUCUAUCAUUUGUAUUCACAUGUUCUUCAUGUGGUAUUAUGUCUGUUGCUAAAUAUUAAUUGCACUGCAAAUGUACUUUUGAAAAUGGCUUGUAGAAAAUGAUCAUAUAACCUCAGGCAGGAAAUAUUUUAUAAGAUUAGGAUAUUAUUUUUCAGGCAGGAAUGUAAUGAAUGAUACAAUGUAUUAAAGGAUAAUGUCGCACCAUCUUUAUAGCUUUUUAUUGUUGCUUUAGGGAAUCUGCAGCUCGUCUUUCAUCUUUGUAAAUAAAUAAAACCUGUUCAUUUGUGUUUAGC